GUUCGAAGCGCCUUCUAUGCACAAGGCUUCAUAGCAUACACGUAGAACAAGGACACCUGGGCUUCGCUCAAAAAAGUGCGGGUCAAACAUUUCUCAUGUGUCCUUCUUCAGGGCAGCGACUACCGUUUCGGAGGAAAUGAACCAGCACAUGUGCUCAGUUGUAACGUAAUGUACCCGGGCGUGCCUUGUUUGAGCGGCCGGUGGCAGCGGGGCACGGACUGAGGACUUGCGAGCUGCGCAACCAUGGAACGCCCGAAUGAGCUCAGCUUCAGUGUGCGUAACAGUGGAGAACAGGGUGGUGCACCUGGCCUCGGGAACGGCGCUCUGGGCGUUGGCGACCUUCAGCUGUUGACCGGUGAAGAGCUGGAGGCUCGCCUGCAGAUCCAUGAACGAAUCGGCGGUGGAUCCACCGCGCGUGUGUAUCGGGGCACCUUGGAUGGCGUCACUCCCGUGGCGGUCAAAGUGCUGCACCCGCACGCGGCGCAGCGAGAGGCGACCUUGCAGGACUUUUUGCGGGAAGCUCAAGUACUGGCACGCCUGCAGCAUAAGCACAUCGUGAAGCUGCACGCUCUGGCGCAUCUGCCACCUAGCUUCGGCGGCCUGCCCACCCGCCGCUUCACGUGGGGCAUCGUGACGGAGUACAUGGAUGCCGGCGCCAUGACGCGGAUGGUGCAGGACGCGGCGAAGGCCUACAAACAGCAGCAGCGCGCGCGGCAGCAGCUGGCGGCGGCGGCGGCGGCCAACGCCUCUGUCACCUCCCACGGUCCGGAGCGGACCGCCUCCCUGCGCGCGCUCAAAGCCAGCCUGUCCUUCCUGCGCCGCUCCCUCACGCCUCAACACCGCGGCGGCGACGGGGCCGCAGGUGGCGGCGGUGGCGGCGGCGCAGAUGCGGCGGGCGGGUCCAGUGGAGCCGGCGCCGGCGGUGGUGGUGGCGGCGGGGCGGUGGCGGUAGCCGUCGGCGCGUCCUCGUCCUCGCCUCGCAGCGUGGUCAGCCCUAUGCGGGGACCCGCGGGCCGACUGGUUGGCAGCCGGAUGAACUCGCUCACGGUGGCGGCUGGCGGCGGGCUGGCCGACCACAGUGGCGGCGGCGGCGGCGGCGGCGGCGGUGGCGUGGCGGGCCUGGUGGUGCCGGCGCUGCCAUACAGCGACCGGGAGGCGAUGGUGUGGUGCAUGGAGCUGGCGCUGGCGCUGCAGUUCCUGCACGCGCAGACGCCGCCGGUGGUGCACAGAGAUAUCAAGACGGAGAACGUGCUGAUGGGCACGAUUCCCGGGACGACCGCGCCCGGCGGCUUCGCCGCGGUCGCCACCUCGCCCUCGCUCCCCCUCCAACGCGGCGGUACCGAGCCCUUCGCCCUGGCGUCAGCCGGCAGCGGCGCAGUGCCCGCCAGCGUCGCCGCGGCGGCGGCGGCCGCCGCCGCCGCCGCGGCCGCCGCCGUUGGGCGCGAGAUGGGCGCCGGUGGCGGCGGCGGCGACAGCCGCGCGGCGCAUGGUCUGGCGCGGCGGGUGCUGUCCAUUCAGGCGGCGGCGGCGGUGGUGGCGGCGGCGGGGGAGGCGGCGUCGCGUGCGGCCUCCAUGACGUUGGCGCAGCGGCCGGGCGCGGGUCGGCCGCUCACGGCCAAGCUGUGCGACUUCGGGCUGCACGUGGUGCUCGACGCCUCACGCCCAGUGGUCAGCGUGCGGCGGCGCUCCUUCGACUACAGCGGCGCCGGCGAGGCCAUGGCGGCGGCCGCCGCCGCCGCCCUCACCGCGUCCGGCGCCCUGGGCGCCUCCGGCUACAGCGGCGGCGUGGCGGGGUCGGUGGGCCACCGCUCGGCGCGCCCCUCGGCGGCGGGCGGCCCCAUCGGGGCUGGUGGCGGAGGCGGAGGCGGAGGCGGCGUGAGCUUGCCUGGGAUGCAGCAGCAGCAGCUGCAUGGCGCGAUGAUGCCGGGGGCGGGGGGUGGCGGGAGCGGCUGGCGGCCGGAGCCGCGCUCGCGGCGGGGCAGCUACAUGUCCAACAAGGGGCCGGAGGAGGUGGGGCCGUACCGGAGAGCCGGCUCGCGCGAGGGGGACUCCUUCUCACGCGCCAACCCCUUCACGCGGAAGCCCUCCAACCUGUCCCACCAGGAUCCCGCAGAGGCCUCCAGCCCCCCCGGCGGCGCCGGCGCAGCCAUGAACCGCGGCUUCGCCGACCAUCGCGCUGCCACCGCCAGUGGCGACGGCUUCGCCGGCGGCCCCUUCGCCGCCGGCGCCUACGGCGCCGCCGCGGCGGCGGCGGCCUUCGCCACAGGCGGACCUGGAGGCGCCGGCGGCAGCCUGGGCCGCAUGCCCGCGCGCGCGGGCAGCGGCCCUUACAGCAUGGGGCAGGUUGGCGGCGGCGUGGGCGGCGGCGGCGGCAGCAGCGUGCGCAGCCCCAAGGUCAGCGGCCCGGGCCUCGCCGGCACCGGCAGCGGCGGCCCGCCGCGCUGGAAUAGUGGCAGCGCCAAGCUUCUGGCGCAGCAGGCGGCGGCGGCGGGGCAGGGCGGCAGCCCCGGCGGCGCAGCCGCCGCCGCCGCCGCCGCAGGCGGCGGCGGUUUCCCCAGCGGCUUUCCCGGCGGCUUUGCCCGCGACUUGCUGCCAGGCCCGGGGCAGCCCGGGUACGAGCCGCCGGGUGUGGGCAGCAGCCGUGGCGGCGGCAUGGCAGCGGCGCGCGCGUCACUGGACCUGCUGCUCAAAGGCCGCAUGUCGGGCAAUGAGGCGGUGGCGGCGGUAAAUGCGGCCGCCGCCGCCUCUGCCUCCGCCGCCAGCGCCGCCCGCGAUAGCACAGCCUCCUCCCACUCCCAGUCCGUCAACGCCACUGCCACGGUGGCGCCGGGAAUGGUCGACGCCGGCGGCAGUGGCGGCGGCCGCGGCAGCGGCGGCGGCCGCGGCAGCGGUGGCGGCCGCGGCAGCAGCGGCGGCCCGCCGGGACUGGGGUCGCAGCCGGGGUCGGCCACGGCUCGGGAGUCGGGAGCGGGCGUGUCGCCGUUCCUGCAGGGCAGGUAUUCCGGCACGGCGCAGGGCGGUGGCGGUGGCAUGGGCGCGGGCGAGCGUGGCGAGCGUGGCGGCGGCGGCACGGCGCAGGGCGCUAUGGAGAUGCUGAGCACGGCACAGAUUAUACAGCAGCUGCAGGCCGGGAGCACUGCGUUGCCACAGGUGCCCGUGGGCGGCCCCGGCUCCCGCCUGCGUCCCUCCAACGCAGGACCCUCAGCCGGACCCUCCGCCGGACCCUCCUAUGCCGGCCCCUCCGCCGGCCCCUCCACGGACCUGCCCGGCCUGCCGUCCUCGCUCCUCAUCGCCACCCGCAGCAGCACAAGCCGGCCCGGCGUUGGCUUGGGCGGGAGCCCGAGCGUCGGCACGGGUGCCGGUGCGGGUGCGGGUGGGGGUGCUGUGGUGACGGCGGAGAGCCCUGGAGGAGGAGCAGGAGGAGGAGGUGGAGGAGGAGGGGGAGACAAGGGCGGCCGCAUACCACGGCUGAGCCAGUCGCCCGCCACAAGCUCGCGCGGGACGCGGCUGCGCAGCAAUGCGGCGCAGGUGGCACAGUACCUGGCCAUGAUGGAGGAGGACCUGCAGCUGGACGUGGUGUCGAGGGCCUCAUCCAGGGCGCAGCAGGACAUGGAGCUCUACGCAGCCGGCAUGAGCUCGCGCCAGGGCUCCGCCUCCACCCUCAACACACACGGCGCCGGAGGCGGCGGCGGCGGCCGCAGCGGCAACCCCAGCGGCCUGCUCGGCGGCCCGGGCGGCGGCGGCGGAGCGCUGGGUGGGCUGGGUGGGCUGGGAAGUGGUGUCAGCGUGGGCCUUGGGGGAGGAGGAGGAGGAGGGGGCGGAGGCGGAGCUGGCACGGCAUCCACACGCAGCCUGCUGUCUGCGGGGCCCAGCCAGGCGGCCAUGCCGGGCUUGGCGCCGGGCGCGGGCGGCGCGGCGCAGCUGUUGCAGGCCGGCGCCUCCGCCAGCCGCCUGAGCCCAGGCAACCUGGCCUCCCGCACCAGCCCCCAGGCCCCCCUCACGCGCCCCAGCCCCUCCUCCCACCACCUCAACGUCAGCACCGCAGCACGCCUCCACGCCGAGUCCAAACACAGCCUCCUCGCGCAGCUCAACGCAGCCGUGGCGGCGCAUGGGGGUUCCGGAGGUGGCGGCGCCGCGGCCGCGGCCGCGGGCGCUGGCGGGCCCGGCUCGCCGCGCAGCCAAGGCGGCGGCACCGCCCCCGGGAGUGGCACGGUGCCAAGCCGGGGAGGCAGCGGUAGCGGCGCGCCGCAGGCGGCGCUGCCGCCGGCGCAGGGCAGCGUUGGUGUGGCGGCGGCGGCGGCGGCUGGGCCGCCGCCGCCCAGCCGCGCGGGCGUGGCCGGCCUGGCGGCGGCGGCGCCGCCGCCGACGGCACCGACGUUGACAUCCAUGCGCCCCAGUGGUACUGUUGGUCUGACGUCGGCGGCACUGGCGGGCGCCAUGGAUGCUGAUGAGCCAUCGUCGGCAAGCGCUGGGGUUGGCGGCGGUGGCGGUGCCGGUGGUGCCGGUGGUGGCGGCGGCCCUACCACUAGCGACAACGGCAUGAUUGUGCUCACGGGCGGCAACUACAACAACCUGCAGAGCCCCUACACCACCGCCAGCGGCUACGGCUACGCCGCGGACCACCGCCUGUCACGCGGCAGCGGCCCCUCGGGCACCACCGCCGCCGCCGCCGCCGCCGCGGCGGCGCACGCCGUGGCGGUCGCGGGGCCGGUCGCCGGCGGCGCAGCCGGCAGCGGCGGCGGAGCCUCUGCCGCCGCCGCAGGCAGCAGCAGCGGCGGCGGCGGCGGCGGUCGGCGCCUGCACGGCCCGCCGCCGAUGAAGACAAGCAGCCACCCGGCCAUGUUUGUGGACGACGGCAGCGGCGCUGGCAGCGCCGCCGACUCCAACGCCUCGCAGGGCUCCGCACACGGCCGCUUCCCCGGCAAGUCCAGCAGCCAGCCCUUGCUCAACACAGGCGCCGCCGCCGCCGCCGCGGGCCGCGCCGGCAGCAGCGGCCUGCCCGGCAGCAGCCGCGCCUCGCCGCGCGCCGCCGCCGCCGCCGCCGGCGUCCAGGCGGUGCUGAGCCGCACGCUGUCAAGCGGCCAGCGAGCGUUCAGCAACCUGGGCGGCGGCGGCGGCGGCCCAACCGGCGGCGCCACCUCGCCUGGCGGCCCAGCCGCCGGCCGAGGUGGCGCCGCCGGCGCCGCCGCCGCCGGCGCGGUGAAUAUUCCUGGUGGCGCGGCGGCGCAGCGUGCGGCGCGUGCGGCGGCGGCGGCGGCGGGCGGGGAGCUGGACGGCGGCGGCGACGGCGUGGCUCUUGGGACGUCGCCGACCGGCAGUGUGCACGCCAUGGACCUCAGCCCGCCUGCCGCCAUACUCCGAGCCGCCACGUCCCGGCGGGGAUUCGCGCCCUCCGGCGGCGCGUCGCCGGCGGCCCCGGCAGAAGCCGCCGCUGCACAAUCAACAGCCAGUGCUGCUUCUGUCGGGCGCAGCGCUGCUACUGCCGUUGGCUCCCCUGCUAUGAGCGCAGGCGCGCGGGAGGCGGAAGCUGAGGCAGGGGUGACGGAGCGGAGUGUCAGCAUGCUGAUGCCCAUGCCUGCCACGCACGGCACGCAUGGCACGCACGGCGCACCGGGCGCCGGCGCCAACGCCUCUCCCAAGUACGGUGGCGGCGGCGCCGCCGCCAGGCGACGCGCGCCUCUGGAAGUGUCUGUCCCGGAGGAGGCAACGGGUCUGGAGGGAGAGGCCGGCGGCGGCGGCGCGGGCGGCGGCGUGGUGCCUGUGAGCUCGAUAUCCAUGGUGGCGGCGGCGGCGAUUGGCAGCGGUGGCCACAGCGCCAGCGGCAGCGCCGGGCAUUCGCGUGAGGCGCUACCGGUGUCCCGCCUGGGUAGCGGCAGCGGCACUGGCGUGCCGCCCGGCAUUGGCCCGCGCGGCGUGAGCGCCAGUGGCCGCGUCAGCGGCCCCGGCCGCCUCAGCAACACCGGCGGCGUGGGCUCGCCGUCGGCACGUGACGGCACCGUCAUGUCGCCGACCAUGGGUAGCAGGUGGAUUGCUACCGCCACGUCCGCCGCCGCGUCGCCGCGCACCGGCGCCCCCGGCGGCCGCACCAGCGGCCCCGGCGCCGAGGCUUACCCCUACCCGCAUCCCCACCACCACCACCACCACCACCACCAUCAGCACAACCAGCACAGCCACGGCGUUGCGGGCGUUGCAGGCAGCGGCGGCAGCAUCACGGGCAUGGGAGCCGCAGCCGGCGGCGGCGGCGGCGGCGGCGGCGGCACAAACAGCGGCAUGGCGUCGCCGGUCGGCGGCGGCGGGCCGCUCAUCAAUCGGGAGCUUCACAAAAUCGUAAAGCGGCUCAGGCCCAGCGGCGGCUCCUUUACAGGCAGCGGGAGCUCGCCGCUGGGGCUGCCGCCCAUGCCGCCCGUCGGCGGCGCCGCCGCCGGCGGGCCCGUCAUUGGCGGCGGCGGCGGCGGCUCAUUCACGUACAGCAGCCGCCGUACCUCGAUCGACUCGCCCGUACCGUCGUACACGAGCAUUGGCUCGGCUCGGUCCGCCACGGCGGCUCUGCAGGGAGCGUCCCUGCCCGGCCCCGCAGCCAGCGAGGGCAGAGAUGGCGGCGCUGGCGGCGGCGCCGCCGCCAUCGUCGGCGGCGGCAGCAGCGCCGGUGUGAGCCUGGGCGCCGCCGCCUCGGCCGCGGCCGCCGCCGCCGCCGCCGCCGCUGGCGGCGGGACGCUCGCGUCGCUUGCGAUCCGCGACCGCGGGCCGUGGGGCCGUGGCGCGCUGGGCAGUGCCGCAGGCAGUGCUCUGACCAGCGCCGCCGCCAGCGGCAGCGCCGGUUUUGUCGCCGCCGCCGGCAGCGACCCCAACUCCCCCGUCACUGGCUACGCCAGCGCCGCCUUCGCCGCCGCCGCCGCCGGCCUGGGCGCCGCCGCGGUGCGGCCCUCGUCGCCGCGUGUGGCUCGCAGCAUGCCGCAUGGCCCCGGCGCCGUCGGCGGCCUGCCGGCGUCCGCCGCCGGCGUCGCGCGCAUCAGCGGCCCUGGCAGCAUGGCGGGCGCCGGCGGCAGCCGCGUCACAAGCGGCGGCAGCGGAAUGGGCGGCGGCGGCGGCGGGGCCGGGGUGGGGCUGCCGCCGCCGCCGCCGGGCCGCGCGAUCAGCGGCGGCAUGAGCUCCGCGCAGCGGGGCUCGGCGAGCAGCGGCGGGCAGCUGGGCAGCAGCGCGGGAGAGGGGCGCCCCAUCCGGGCCCCCAGCUUUAUGCAGGGCAGUGCCCAGAGCAGCCACAGCCAGUCCUACGCUGGGUCGCCCUACGCCGGCGAAUACCCGCACGUCACAGGCGGCGGCGGCGGCGGCACAGCUGGCGGCACUCUGGCGGGUCUUGCCAACACCAUGGCUGCUCUGCGGAGCUCCCUGUCACGACAAAACACCAACGCCAGCAUGAGGGCGGCGGCAGUAGCAGCAGCGGCGGCGGGCGGCGGCGGCGGUGGUGGUGGGGGCACGGCGGGCCUGGUAGGCGGGCAGGCCCCCACGGCGCUGGCCUCGCCGCUGCUUGCGCACGUGACCCAGCGCUGUGGCAGCCAGGCCAGCAGCACAGCGCAGCGCCUGGUAUCGGAGUCGGCCAUGAGUAGCACCCUGGGCGGCUGGACCUACCGCGAGGAUUCCGCCACGCAGCAUUACGGCGGCGGGGGCGGAGGCAUGAUGGGAGGAGCAGGCGGGGCGGGAGGAGGAGGAGGAGGAGGCGGAGCAGGAGGAGAGAAGGGCGAGGCGGUGUAUGCGCUGACGGGGCGUGCCGGUACCAUGAUGUACAUGGCUCCAGAGGUGCUGCGCGACGAGCCCUACAAUGAGAAGGUGGACGUGUUCAGCUUCGGUGUGGUGUUAUACGAGGUGUUCGGGCGGCUGCUGCUGCUGGACAGCUACAGCCGCGACGAGCUGGAGGCGCUGUCGGCGCGCAUCGCGCAGGGCUUCCGGCACCACCGGCCGGAGUGCGUGCCGCAGGCCAUUUGGGACAUCGUGCAGCAGUGCUGGGCGCAGAACCCGGCGGACCGGCCCUCCAUGCCGCUGGUGGUGCGGCAGCUGGAGUUGGCGCUCGAGGCGCUGGUGGAGGCGGACGCGGCCAGCAUGGCGGCGCAGGCGAUGUCGGGUCGGCCGGGCUCGCUGCUGGCCCUGACCAGCGACGGCGGCCUGGCGGGGCAAGGCCUGGGCCUGGGCGGCAACGGCGGCGCCAGCAGCCCCCUGGUGGGCAGCCUGGGCGGCGGGCUGGCGGGCACGGGCGGCGGCGGCACCGGCACAGCCAGCGCCGUCACCACGGAGAAGCAGCGCAGCAGCGGCCGCAGCCUAGCCAGCCACCGCAGCCUCGUCAGCAUUGGGUCGGUGGGCGGGCGCAGCAAGGGCGGCGGCAUCUCCUUCCGCCGCCGGCCCUCGCUGCCGCGCGCGCAGCCGUCCGGGCCCACCGCGCCCACGCCCGGCCGGGCGCCGCCGCAGGCGGUGCCCUACCACAGGCCCAUGUCACUGGAGGUCCCGUCAGGCGGCAUGGGCGGACCCAACAGCAUUGGCAGCGGCGCGCUGGCGUCACCGGGGGCGGCGUCACGCGGCUCGGGCGGCGCGCUGGCGAGUUUUGACAUGGCGGAUGUGGAGGGCGGCGGGCGGCAGGGCCAGCCGCGGUGCGGGCCCUGCGGCUGCGUGAUCUGCUGAGGCGGCAGCGGUGAGGGUGGCGGCCUGGCGGGGCCUCCAGGCAGAGGAGGGGGCUGUGGAGGCUGCGGCGGAGAGGCGGAGGUGUUGGUGUUUUUGGGGGGGUUGCAAGGAUGUUUGGAAAAGCGGGGGGGGGAGGAUGCUUUCGGCAUGAUGAUCAGCGAGGGGUAAGAGACGCGGGGGGGCGUGAUGUGUUGUUGCCUUGUUGGGCAUGUCCAGGGCGGGCGUGCGCGGCGGCAGGAUGCCUGGAUAGGCAUUGGAGGGCUAUGGAGUUCAUAUGCCCGAGCCUAACGAGUACGGUAGGUCCAAAACAUAUCGUGACAAUGUCGCCGGACCCGGCAAUGCAUUGGUACAUUUGUGCAGCUUGGUCAGUACCCUUCGGCGACGGUUCGUGUGGGUGAUGAUAUGUCGGUAGACGGUAGACCGGAGGCGCCGCACUGCGAACGCAUAGUGGGGGGAAACGGGAGCGGGUGGGCCAGGCUGGAAUGGCACAACUGGGAGUCAGUCCAGGCACCUUGGGCGGUUGCGGGAAACGGAGCGGGCAAAGAUUUGCUGACUCGGGUGUGGCGAUGCGCGUGGGGGGCCGCGCUUGCAGGGCUGAGCGGUGGGAGACUGCAAACUUUGGAUUGUGGUGGGGCUGAUGUGUGUGUGUGUGUGUGUGUGUGUGUGUGUGUGUGUGUGUGUGUGUGUGUGUGUGUGUGUGUGUGUGUGUGUUAAAGAGCACAAGGAAAACGUUGCGCAAUGUGUGUGUGUGUGUGUGUGUGUGUGCAUGUACACGUGUGUGUGCAGUCAGGCGCACGUGCGCGCAGUGAGCCGCGAGGUCGCGCCGCGCAAGCAAGGAGCGAGCGCAUUAUGGUAUAGAGAUGGUGUAGUGGAGAAUCAGACCGGACUAUCUACAUCAGAUCUUAAGAUUGGACCGGACCGGACGAGGCAUGUGUGCGGCGAUUUGCAGAGCCGGGUAGUGUGUGCAUGCCAACGCUGCACAGGGCGUGUACGGCGAAGCCGUAGGUGUCUGCACGCCAGCACUCCACAGCUUAUCUGUGCCGCCGUUGCUGCGUGUGCUGCCAUGGGAGCAAACGGUGUGAAGCAAUCAGAGGCUUGUGAGUCCUUCCGUAUGCCGUCACACCACAUAUAUGCCUCCUGCCCACUUUGCCUGGUUCAUCACACUCCACAGAUCUCUUUGGCUUCCCUCCGCGUUCGUCGGAAGUCUGGCAAUUAGAUGGCGCCAAUCGGCCGGACACCCAUGUGUACGAAUGUGUGUAAAUGGAUGCGGAUUACAAUUGAAGGGACUUGGGUCUUGGGGGAGUUUUUAACGGACACGGGGACUGGCCGGGCAUGACAGCGCAGAUGGCGGAUGGAUGUUGGGACUUGGGAAAGGGUGCAGCAGCCACCACAGCCCUCCGUGGCUGGGGGUGGUGAUAGCUGACUCGCGAGGGGGCGUGUAGAUACCAGCCCAAACGGGUGGGUGGCGCCUGGUGCGUGUCAAGGUGCGUGUGCACGUUCAGGUACCUGCAUUUCGUGGACUGAAGUCCAUGGCUGAAGCCAGGUAAAGACAUGCGUCAGUGCAUGGGCACAUCGCCGUAGUUAUUGACCUGGA
Molecule: messenger RNA, 10261 nt
Organism: Chlamydomonas reinhardtii
Lineage: Eukaryota; Viridiplantae; Chlorophyta; Chlorophyceae; Chlamydomonadales; Chlamydomonadaceae
Exons: 24
Coding region: 244-8667 (2807 amino acids)
Biological process (GO): protein phosphorylation
Molecular function (GO): ATP binding; protein kinase activity
Source: RefSeq, a predicted model, not a curated record